AUGAAAUUCUCCAAGGGGAAGAAUGACCUGGUGUCAUCUGGCAUGCUGUUGCUCGCAUCAGUCCCAGUUGCCUUCGCCAGCUGCGCGCUUCCAUCAACCUAUACUUGGACAUCAACUGGCGCUCUAGCGAAUCCAAAGUCCGGAUGGACCGCAAUCAAGGAUUUCACCAAUGUGGUUUUCAACAAUAAACACCUCGUUUAUGCAUCCACCACCGACGCAAGUGGAAACUACGGCUCAAUGAACUUCGGCACCUUUUCAGAUUGGUCUAGCAUGGCAACUGCGAGUCAAGUCGGAAUGAGCUUUACAGCCGUUGCGCCCACUUUGUUCUACUUCCAACCAAAGAACAUUUGGGUCCUGGCCUACCAAUGGGGCUCGAGCACGUUUACGUAUCGAACAUCCAGUGAUCCUACCAAUGCCAAUGGAUGGUCAUCGGAGCAUGCCCUUUUUACCGGAAAGAUCACAGGCUCGGAUACUGGCGCCAUUGAUCAGACCGUUAUUGGUGACUCUACUCAUAUGUACCUUUUCUUUGCUGGGGACAAUGGCAAGAUCUAUCGCAGCAGCAUGUCUAUCGACGAUUUCCCUGGAAGCUUCGGUACGAAUUCAGAAGUUGUACUGAGUGGCUCUACGAAUGACGUAUUCGAAGCAGUUCAAGUGUACACCGUCAAGGGCCAGAACAAGUACCUUAUGAUUGUCGAAGCAAUUGGAUCACAAGGGCACCGGUAUUUCCGUUCAUUCGUCUCCAGUAGUCUCGGCGGCUCGUGGGAAGCGCAGGCAGCAAGCGAGAGCAAGCCCUUUGCUGGACAAGCCAAUAGCGGUGCAACUUGGACCAAGGACAUUAGUCACGGUGAUUUGGUUCGAACUAGCCCUGACCAAACGAUGACCGUCGAUCCAUGCAACCUGCAGCUCCUCUACCAGGGACGAGACCCUAAUGCCGGUGGCAACUACAAUACCCUACCGUGGAAGCCUGCCGUGCUUACCUUGAAAAACUAA
Penicillium crustosum is the source of this 990-nucleotide messenger RNA. RefSeq lists its product as uncharacterized. NCBI's taxonomy places the organism in Eukaryota, Fungi, Ascomycota, Eurotiomycetes, Eurotiales, Aspergillaceae. Gene Ontology annotation, biological process: L-arabinose metabolic process. Gene Ontology annotation, molecular function: alpha-L-arabinofuranosidase activity. The record is from RefSeq and is a predicted model, not a curated record. The transcript has a single exon. The coding region runs from base 1 to 990 and encodes 329 amino acids.